Molecule: messenger RNA, 2231 nt
Organism: Rattus norvegicus (Norway rat)
Lineage: Eukaryota; Metazoa; Chordata; Mammalia; Rodentia; Muridae
Source: RefSeq, a predicted model, not a curated record
GCCAUGGAAUUGUCUGUAUACUAACAGUUAGGGUUAUGGGUCCCUGGUUUGGAGCCUAACAGAUAUGGAAAGCUAGUCAUCUGCAAGCCAGGAAAUAGUCUCUUCCAGACACUGAAUCUGCAAGUGCCGAGCUUGACCUUGGACCUUUCAGCCUCAAGAACUGGCAUAUAAUUUCUAUUAUGCCUUAAGUCUAUGGCAUUGGUAUGCCAGCCAGAGCAAACGGAGACAUACCUCCACAUAGAUCUUCUCAUCGUGAAGGCUGUGGUGACCCGACAGGAAAUAUGCGAAGGACCGCCCCGCUGCGCAGUCGCAGUGUGUCUCAGCCGCCGCGUUAACGAACACCUGCUCUGCGUCUCGGUAUGAACGCCCGGGUAGCUCGGGCCUGUUGGGCCUGGGGCUCCUGGGGCCGCCGCCCCGCCUCGAGCCUUCGGGAGCCUCCACCGGAUGCCGUGGACGUGGCGGGGCUGCUACGGGACUCCAGUGUGACCGAGGAGGGAGUCCAGGAGGCGGUGGCGCGGCGGCCGCCCUCGCGCUGCUCCGUUCUGCUCUUCCCCGGUCAGGGCAGCCAGGCGGUCGGCAUGGGUGGCGGCCUGCUCCACUUCCCGCGUGUACGGCAGCUCUACGAGGCCGCGCACCGAGUGCUUGGCUACGAUCUGCUGGAACUGUGCCUGCGGGGACCUCAGGAGGAUCUGGACCGCACAGUGCAUUGCCAACCCGCUGUCUUCGUGGCUUCACUGGCCGCCGUGGAGAAGCUACAUCACCUGCAACCGGCGGUCAUCGAGAACUGUGUUGCUGCCGCUGGAUUCAGCGUGGGGGAGUUUGCAGCCCUUGUGUUUGCUGGAGCCAUGGAGUUUGCGGAAGGUCUGUAUGCAGUGAAGGUCCGAGCUGAAGCCAUGCAAGAAGCGUCUGAAGCCGUUCCCAGUGGGAUGCUGUCUGUCCUUGGCCAGCGUCAGUCCAACUUCUCCUUUGCCUGCUUGGAAGCCCAGGAGCACUGCAGGUCUUUGGGUAUAGAGAACCCGGUGUGCCAGGUGUCCAACUACCUCUUUCCUGACUGCAGGGUCAUCUCAGGACACCUUGAGGCCCUUCAGUUUCUCCGGAAGAAUUCCGCUAAGUUUCACUUCAGGCGCACCAAGAUGCUACCUGUAAGUGGUGGCUUCCAUACCUGCCUCAUGGAGCCAGCUGUGGAGCCUCUGAUGAAAACUCUAGGCUCAAUCAACAUCAAGAAGCCACUGGUUGCCGUCCAUUCCAACGUCAGUGGGCAUAAAUACACACAUCCACAACACAUCCGAAAGCUGCUAGGGCAGCAGGUGGUGUCACCAGUGAAGUGGGAACAGACGAUGCACUGUAUAUACGAGCGGAAGAAGGGCAUGGAGUUCCCCAGCACCUUUGAGGUGGGCCCGGGGCAGCAGCUGGGGAGUAUCCUCAAGUGCUGCAACAGGCAGGCAUGGAAGUCCUACAGCCACGUGGAUGUGAUGCAGACCCUUUUGGACCCUGACCACUGAGAGCCUUGAGUGCAGUAGCCCUGGGCUGAGCCUCUGUGUCUGCCUCUUUUCCUCAGACUUAAGGACAGUGGACAUUGCAGUCUCAGCUGUGGCUAAGGCUCCCUCAGAAAAUAACCUUUGAGUGCCAAUGUGUGAUGUAACCGAUCCUCCAACUGACAGGAUAUCUGGCUGCUGAGGGAAAGAGCGCCUGUGCAGACAUCUGCCCAGCCAGGAUGCUGCUCUGCUUCUGUACCCAACCACGCUCCUCAGUGAAUCCAGAAGGGCUAGCCUGGGGCACUCUUCAACUUACCCUGUGGGUGCUGUGGACAUGCUGCUUGGCUUCAAGCCAGGCCUGGUGCCAGAGGAGCUUGUCAGCCUCCUGUGACAUGCUGCCCACCCAGGGCCGAGACCUUAGCUCCUUUGGCCUUGAAUCUGUUGGGUGGUCCUGUUCUUUGCUCCCUUGGCAGGUAGGAGAUUGAGUCCCAUGUGCCACACUUAUCCAGGACGCACAUGUUAAGUGCCUGUGUGUGCCCUAGAGUGGGUGGUCCUUAGAAUGGUGUAAGGUGUGGGGUGUCUAGGCAGGAGGGAAGGCUGGGGACCCUGGCCUUCCUAGCCUAGCCCCAGUUCAUCCACACAGAGAAGCCACCCCCACUGAGUCAUCCAUGGGCUUCCCUCAGAGCAGUCUGCCCCACAGUAGGAGUGGAUGAAGCUCCUGGGAAGACAUAAUAAACAUGAGCUGUUCUAAGCUGA